AUGGAUAAAACAACGCAAUAUAUCAUCGGGUAUACAUCGAUCUCUGUGGCACUUCUAAGUUGGUCUAUCUAUGAUUCGUUGUCCAAGUCAUUUAACUAUAUAAUGUUUAUCAUUGAAUUCACAGAUGGAUUGAAGCUUGGUAUAUUUAUAAAUUCAAUUGUGUUUACUUUCCUUGGUGUCAACAAGAUACUCCAAUUGGUGUUGUUUGGAACACUACGAAUGAUUGAGGUUGAGCAUUUGUUGGAGAAGCUACCUAUCUUUGCUAUCAACUUAUUCCUCAACCUAGCCACGGGCGAUAACAACAUCUUGCUAAAUGUGUUGCUAAUGGGGAUUGCUAUGACAUUCAAGGUGGUCCACAUCAUCAUGUUUGAUCGUUUAGAUCUUUUAAAUCUCCAAAUUUUUAAUAAAUUGAACGACGACGAAUUUGGUGAUCGAGUUGCAUUGAAAGAUGUCAUCAAGUACUACCUAAGUCUGAUUAACCUUUGGCUCAAUUUAUCACUUAUAGUGGUUGAUUUUGGCGUGGCAAAGUUUUUAGUUUACGAUGUUUUCCAAGGAGUCAAUUCCUUCACUUGUUUGCUAUUUGGAUUUCAAUUUGCUGUUCAAGGGGUUGAAGCUUUGACAAAUUUUGCCAAGUUGUUGUUGGGAUUUUAUGAAAUUGUGUUUUAUAAGGUCAAGAAGAACAAUAGGGAGGCUGAGAGGGAAAGUGAGCUUGCAAGAGAAAGUGUUGAAGAAGCUGAAGUGGAAGGAAGCGACGCAGUGGAAAAUAGAGACACUGAGGAUGCAGAGGAAGUUGGCUUUGAAAACGAUGAUGAUAGCGAGCUUGAUUACGUUUGGGAGAACAAACCUUAUUACGGCAAAGCCAUAGACAUUUCAUCGGCAUUGCUAACCGCGGUUUCUUAUAUUUGUUUUAUUUAUCUUUUGACAAUACACUCGGGAUUAUCCUUGCCAUUGUCUAUGCUCCAAGGAACUUACUCGUCAUUGAGGAAAGCAUGGAUCCAAAUCUCACAACUUUUGUCACUUAUUGAGUCUUCUAAGCGGUUAGAUACACAAUUGCUAAAUGCCACGAAAGAGGAUUUGGAACGAUCCGAUAACUCGUGCCUUAUUUGUCUUGAUGAUAUGUACUCUGUUGAAGAGUAUCACAGGCUAUUCAAAAAGCCCCAGGCACCAAGAAGAGUCCCCAAGAAGUUGCAAUGUAACCACAUUUUGCAUUUGGGAUGUUUGAAAGAAUGGUUGGAGAGAUCUGACAGCUGCCCAUUAUGCAGACGUAAAGUGUUUGGCCCUCAAGAUGCCGGAGCAAGAGCACAGCAGCGUGCGGAUGAGCAACAAGGAGGUAACGACCGCGCCCAGUUUGCCGAUCAAGUGGACCAAAAUCAGGUGGCACAGCCAGAACCGCAGCCAGUGCACAGACCAGAACCGCCACAACCAACACCAACUACAACGAUACCCAUACCCCAAUCAAUGGAACAUCCGACAACCUCGCCAUCCAAUAACACUACUGCCAAUAUAACCGCUGUUGUGGACCGACAAACUGAAAUAUUGAGAACUGCGGCAGUUGCACACGCAACACCAACUGAGGGGAGCUCACGAGAUAUGACGAUAAACAGCACUACAUUGACUUCAACGCAACCGGCAACAACAUCCUCAUCGAAUUUGAGUGCUGGCGAACUUAACUAUCAAACGAUCAAUCUACCUUCGACGGCAGUUAUACCACCAGACUGGGUUUUGUUACCAUUGGAGCGCACGGAAGAGGAAGGAAUUGAUUACAAAGUGUGUUUAUCAACAGACCGCAAAGCGGACUUGAGAAUUCGCGAACGAGGCAGAAACAGAGACUUGAAAAUCUACGAGUUGCCAAAUGAUAGUUGA
Messenger RNA from Lodderomyces theae, 1863 nucleotides. RefSeq names its product E3 ubiquitin-protein ligase. The coding region runs from base 1 to 1863 and encodes 620 amino acids. The record is from RefSeq and is a predicted model, not a curated record. The transcript has a single exon. Gene Ontology annotation, cellular component: cytoplasm. Lineage: Eukaryota; Fungi; Ascomycota; Pichiomycetes; Serinales; Debaryomycetaceae.